AUGGCCGCACCAGGCGAGCCCUGCGCGGGGCACGGGGUCUGGAACCAGACGGAGCCGGAGCCUGCUGCCUACCACUUUCUGAGCCUGUGCUUCCUAAGAACAGCAGGAGUCUGGGCGCCCCCCAUGUACCUCUGGGUCCUUGGCCCCAUCUACCUCCUCUACAUCCUCCGCCAUGGCCGGGGCUACCUGCGGAUGUCUCGCCUCUUCAAAGUCAAAAUGGUGCUGGGGUUCACCCUCAUCGUCCUGUGCACCUUCAACGUGGCCAUCCCUCUGUGGAGAAUCCAGCAGGGAACGCCCCAGCCCCCAGAAUUCCUCAUUCACCCUACUGUGUGGCUCACCACCAUGACCUUUGCUGUGUUCCUGAUUCACGUGGAGAGGAAGAAGGGAGUCCAGGCCUCCGGGGUGCUCUUUGGGUACUGGCUGCUCUGCUGUGUCUUGCCAGUGACCAGAGCUGCCCAACAAGCCUCGAGAGGGGGCUUCCAGAGCGACCCCCUCCGCCACCUGGCCACCUACCUGUGCUUGUCACUGGUGGUGGCAGAAUUCGUGCUGUCCUGCCUGGUGGACCAGCCCCCCUUCUUCCCGAAAUACUCCCAGCAGCCGAAUCCUUGUCCAGAGGCUGGGGCCUCUUUCCCCUCCAAGGCCAUGUUCUGGUGGGCAUCUGGGUUACUGUGGAGGGGCUACAGAAAGGCACUGGAACCAAAAGACCUCUGGUCACUUGGGACAGAAAACUCCUCAGAAGAGCUUGUUUCUCAGCUGGAAAGGGAAUGGAGAAAGAACCGUGGUGCAGCCCAGCGGUUCACCAAGGUGUUUAAAAGCAAAGGAAGCAGUGGCACUGAGGCCCCCGAGACUGAGAGCUUCCUGCCACAAGGAGGAGUCCAGCGGGGCCCGCUGCUUCAGGCCAUCUGGCGGGUGUUCCGGUCCACCUUCCUCCUGGGGACCCUCUGCCUCAUCAUCAGCGAUGCCUUCAGGUUCGCCAUCCCCAAGCUCCUCAGCCUGUUUCUGGAGUUCAUGGGCAAGCCUGAGCCCCCAGCCUGGAAGGGCCCCCUCCUUGCCACGCUGAUGCUCCUCUCAGCCUGCCUGCAGACACUGUUUGAACAGCAGCACAUGUACAGGGUGAAGAUCCUGCAGAUGAGGCUGCGGACGGCCAUCACUGGCCUGGUGUACAGAAAGGUCCUAGCCCUGUCCAGCGGCUCCAGAAAGGCCAGCGCAGUGGGGGACGUGGUGAACCUGGUGUCCGUGGACGUGCAGCGGCUGGCGGAGAGCGUCCUCUACCUCAACGGGCUGUGGCUGCCACUGCUCUGGAUCGUUGUCUGCUUCGUCUAUCUGUGGCAGCAACUAGGGCCCUCUGCCCUCACGGCCAUCGCUGUCUUCCUGAGCCUUCUUCCCCUGAAUUUCUUCAUCACCAAGAAACGGAGCCACCAUCAGGAGGAGCAGAUGAGGCAGAAAGAUGCCCGGGCACGGCUCACCAGCUCCAUCCUCAGGACCGUGAGGACCAUCAAGGCCCACGGCUGGGAGGAGGCCUUUCUGGAGCGAGUCCUGCGCAUCCGGGGCCAGGAGCUGGGGGCCUUGAAGACAUCCACCCUCCUCUUCUCUGUGUCCCUGGUGUCCUUCCAAGUCUCCACGUUUCUGGCCGCAGUGGUUGUGUUUGCAGUCCACACUCUGGUGGCCGAAGAUAGUGCCAUGGAUGCAGAGAAAGCCUUUGUGACCCUCACCGUGCUUGGCAUCCUCAACAAGGCCCAGGCCUUCCUGCCUUUCUCUGUGCACUACAUCGUCCAGGCCCGAGUGUCCUUUGACCGUCUGGCUGCCUUCCUCUGCCUGGAAGAAGUCACCCCUGGUGCCGUGGACACAAGUCUGCCUGGAUACUCCACUGAGAAGGAGUGCAUCGGUGUACACAAUGGCACCUUCGCGUGGUCCCAGGAGAGCCCGCCCUGCCUGCACAGGAUCAACCUUGCCGUGCCCCAAGGCUGUCUGCUGGCUGUCGUGGGUCCGGUGGGGGCAGGGAAGUCCUCCCUCCUCUCUGCACUUCUCGGGGAGCUGUCGAAGGUAGAUGGGUCCGUGACCAUCAAGGGUCCUGUGGCCUAUGUGCCACAAGAAGCCUGGGUCCAAAACACCUCCGUGCUGGAGAACGUGUGCUUCGGGCAGGAGAUGGACCCACCAUGGCUGGAGAAGGUUCUGGAAGCCUGUGCCCUGGGGCCAGAUGUGGAUAGCUUCCCUGCAGGAGUCCACACCCGGAUCGGGGAGCAAGGCAUGAAUCUCUCUGGGGGCCAGAAGCAGCGUCUGAGCCUGGCCCGGGCUGUGUACAGAAAGGCUGCCGUGUACCUGUUGGAUGACCCCCUGGCAGCCCUCGAUGCCCACGUCGGCCAGCAUGUCUUCAACCAGGUCAUUGGGCCCGGCGGGCUGCUCCAGGGAACGACUCGGAUCCUCGUGACCCAUGCACUCCACGUCCUGCCCCAGGCUGACCAGAUCGUGGUGAUGGCUGACGGGGCCAUCGCAGAGAUCGGCUCCUACCAGGAGCUUCUGCACAAGAAGGGCGCUCUGGUGGGGCUUCUGGAUGGAGCCAGACAGCCAGGAGGUGGAGGAGAAGGAGAAACAGAACCUGGGGCCAGCACUGGUGACCCUGGAGGUGGUGGGCCUGAACUCAGACCAGAGAUUGACAGGUCCAUCAAGUCAGCCUCUGCAAGGGUCAAUGCCACUUCAGAAGCCCAGACAGGGGUUCCUCUGGAUGACCUUCAGAGCACAGGACAGCAAGCAGGAGAGGACAGCAUACUGUAUGGCCGGGUGAAGGCUGCCAUGUACCUGACCUACCUGCAGGCUGUGGGUGCCCCCCUCUGCAUCUACACCCUCUUGCUCUUCCUCUUCCAGCAAGUGGCCUCCUUCUGCCGGGGCUACUGGCUGAGCCUGUGGGCAGAUGACCCGGUUGUAGAUGGGCAGCAGUCACAGGCUGCCUUGCGUGGCUGGGUCUUUGGGCUCCUCGGCUGUCUCCAAGCCAUCGGGCUAUUUGCCUCCAUGGCUGCAGUGUUCCUGGGUGGGAUCCGAGCAUCCAGCCUGCUCUUCCGGAAGCUUCUGUGGGAUGUGGCUCGGUCUCCCAUUGGCUUCUUUGAGCAGACACCCAUCGGGAACCUACUGAACCGCUUCUCCAAGGAGACAGACACCGUGGAUGUGGACAUCCCCGACAAACUCAGGACCCUGCUGACUUUUGCCUUUGGACUCCUGGAGGUCGGCCUGGCGGUGACAAUGGCCACUCCCCUGGCCAUUGUGGCCAUCCUGCCACUGAUAGUCCUCUAUGCUGGGUUUCAGAGCCUGUAUGUGGCCACCUCAUGCCAGCUGAGACGCCUGGAGUCAGCCAGCUACUCUUCAGUGUGUUCCCACAUGGCUGAGACAUUCCAGGGCAGUGCAGUGGUCAGGGCGUUCCGAGCCCAGGGCCCCUUUGUGACUCAAAACAAUGUUCUCGUGGAUGAAAACCAGAGGGUCAGUUUCCCAAGACUGGUGGCUGACAGGUGGCUGGCUGCCAACCUGGAACUCCUGGGGAACGGUCUGGUAUUCGUGGCUGCCAUGUGUGCUGUUGUGAGUAAGGCUCACCUGAGUGCUGGCAUCGUGGGAUUUUCUGUCUCGGCUGCCCUCCAGGUGACCCAGACACUGCAGUGGGUUGUUCGCAGCUGGACAGACCUGGAGAACAGCAUCGUGGCAGUAGAACGGGUGCAGAGCUAUGUGCACACGCCCAAGGAGGCUCCCUGGAGGCUGCCCACCUGUGCAGCUCGGCCCCCCUGGCCUUGUGGGGGACAGAUUGAGUUCCAGAAUUUUGGGCUGAGACACCGACCAGAGCUUCCGCUGGCGGUGCAGGGCGUGUCCCUGAAGAUCCACGCAGGGGAGAAGGUGGGCAUCGUGGGCAGGACAGGGGCCGGAAAGUCCUCUCUGGCUGGGGGCCUGCUACGGCUCCAGGAGGCAGCUGAGGGCAGGGUCUGGAUCGAUGGGGUCCCCAUCGCCCAUGUGGGGCUGCACACACUACGGUCCAGAAUCACGAUCAUCCCUCAGGAUCCCAUUCUGCUCCCUGGCUCUCUGCGAAUGAACCUGGACCUGCUGCAAGAGCACACGGAUGAAGCCAUCUGGGCAGCCCUGGAGACCGUGCAGUUCAGGACCUUUGUGAGCAGCCUUCCUGGCCAGCUGCAGUACGAGUGUGCCGAUCACGGUGACGACCUGAGUGUGGGGCAGAAGCAGCUCCUGUGCCUGGCACGUGCACUUCUCCGGAAAACCCAGAUCCUCAUCCUGGAUGAGGCCACUGCUGCUGUGGACCUGGGGACAGAGCUCCGGAUGCAGGAAGCCUUGGGGCGCUGGUUUGCUCAGUGCACGGUCUUGCUCAUCGCCCACCGCCUGCGCUCCGUGAUGGACUGUGCCAGGGUGCUGGUGAUGGACAAUGGGCAGGUGGCAGAGUGUGGCAGCCCAGCGCAGCUGUUGGCCCAGAAAGGUCUGUUCUACAGGCUGGCCCAGGAGUCAGGGCUGGGCUGAGCCAGGGCUCUCCAUGUCUCCCACCGGGGCAUCCCACAGAGCCUAGAGUGCCUGGAGGUGCCAAUGACUCUGCGAGGAAACAGGUUGAUUAUCACAAAAAACCAGACCCAGAAGGGUCGCAGCCCCGAAGGCGGCCUGGGCGAGGCCUGCCCACCCUGGAGCCAAUGUUGGCAGCCCCUCUCAACCCCAGCUACCUGCUGGGCUCACCUGGGCAACCUGGAAACCUUGGAUCACCUACAUCAGAAUCCUUGGCGUUGGGGCAAUAUUGGGUGUCCUUUUGCCAAAGUAACCGGACUGAGAUAAUUGUGACUCACAUACAAUUUUAAGAUCUAACACAAUGGUCCCUUGUAC
Castor canadensis (American beaver) is the source of this 4854-nucleotide messenger RNA. It is a transcript of the gene Abcc6, whose product is annotated as ATP binding cassette subfamily C member 6. NCBI's taxonomy places the organism in Eukaryota, Metazoa, Chordata, Mammalia, Rodentia, Castoridae. Gene Ontology annotation, cellular component: membrane. Gene Ontology annotation, biological process: transmembrane transport. The record is from RefSeq and is a predicted model, not a curated record. Gene Ontology annotation, molecular function: ATP binding; ABC-type transporter activity; ATP hydrolysis activity.